Letharia columbiana is the source of this 1260-nucleotide messenger RNA. RefSeq lists its product as uncharacterized. NCBI's taxonomy places the organism in Eukaryota, Fungi, Ascomycota, Lecanoromycetes, Lecanorales, Parmeliaceae. Gene Ontology annotation, biological process: translational elongation. Gene Ontology annotation, molecular function: translation elongation factor activity. The transcript has 4 exons. The coding region runs from base 1 to 1260 and encodes 419 amino acids. The record is from RefSeq and is a predicted model, not a curated record. Gene Ontology annotation, cellular component: nucleus; cytoplasm.
AUGUCUUUCGGAAAGUUAUACACACGCGAGGGGAACGCACGUUCCACAGCCAUUCGAGCCGUCGCCAAGGCAAAUAAGCUUGACCUUGAGAUCGUUGACACGGACGUUUCCAAAGGGCCUCUCAGUACCGAGUAUUUGAAGCUUAACAAGCUUGGAAGAAUACCGUCUUUUGUGGGAGCAGAUGGAUACGAGUUGACCGAGUGCAUUGCCAUCGCCAUAUACGUCACGUCUCAGAAUGAGAAAACCAGCCUUCUCGGCAAGACCAAGCAAGAUUAUGCCUCCAUCGUCCGCUGGAUGUCUUUCGCCAACGCCGAGGUCCUCCCAGCCCUUGGGGGAUGGUUCCGCCCACUCAUUGGCCGCGAUCCUUACAACAAAAAGAACGUUGACGAAGCCAGCAAAAAUGCGCUUAAAGCGGUUUCUGUACUCAAUGAACACCUCCUCGUACAUACCUAUCUCGUUGGGGAGCGUAUCACUUUAGCCGAUCUGUUCACAGCCGGCAUCAUCUCCCGCGGCUUUGAAUUCUUCUUCGACAAGCACUGGCGUGAGGAGAACCCUAAUGUCACUCGAUGGUACGAGACUGUGUGCAACCAGCCGAUCUACUCGGAUAUUGCUGGCAAACUUGAUUUCAUUGAUGAGGCCAUCAAGAACCAGCCUCCCAAGACAGAAAAGCAGGAGAAGCCUAAGAAGGAGCAAGCCCCAAAGGCACAACCUAAGCCAAAGGCUAAAGAAAUUGAAGAGGAAGAGGAAGAGGAGGACAAACCAGCGCCCAAGCCAAAGCACCCUCUAGAAGCUUUACCAAAGCCGACACUAGCUCUCGACGACUGGAAGCGCAAGUACUCCAAUGAAGAGACACGGGCAGUCGCACUGCCCUGGUUUUGGGAGAAUUUCAACGCGGAAGAUUAUUCGUUGUGGAAAUGCGAUUACAAGUACAACGACGAGCUUACGCAGACCUUCAUGACUGCCAAUCUCAUUGGCGGAUUUUUCACCCGCCUCGAAGGUUCCCGGAAGUACAUCUUUGGCUGCGCCUCUGUCUACGGCAUGAAGAACGACUCCAUUGUCCAAGGUGCCUUCGUCAUCCGUGGCCAGGAAGCUCUACCUGCCUUUGACGUCGCACCCGACUACGAGAGCUACGAAUUCAUCAAGCUUGAUCCCAGCAAAGCCGAAGACAAGGAAUUCGUCAAUGACCAGUGGAGUUGGGAUAAGCCGGUCGAGGUUCAAGGGAAGACAUAUGAGUGGGCGGACGGGAAAGUAUUCAAGUAA